UAAAGCAAUUUCUCCAGGCUUUGACGGCGCUCCGCUUCUCUCCCCCCAUUCCGCACCAACUUCCUUUCCACGCCAGGGCCCGAGCUCGAGCUCCGUGCUAGGGUUUCCUCUCCCGCCGCCGCCGGUGGAGGAGGAGUAGGAGGAGCCGAGCCAGUAGCGCCGGGAGGGGACCAUGGGGACGCCGGAGACGUCGCGCGAGCCGUGCCCGGACCGGAUCCUGGACGACGUGGGCGGCGCGUUCGGGAUGGGCGCCGUCGGCGGCUCCGUCUUCCACUUCCUCAAGGGCACCUACAACUCCCCCAACGGGAUGCGCCUGUCGGGCGGCGCGCAGGCCGUGCGCAUGAACGCGCCGCGGGUGGGGGGCAGCUUCGCCGUCUGGGGCGGCCUCUUCUCCACCUUCGACUGCGCCAUGGUCUACGCGCGCCAGAAGGAGGACCCCUGGAACUCCAUCGUCGCCGGCGCCGCCACGGGCGGGUUCCUCUCCAUGCGCCAGGGCGCGGGGGCCGCGGGGCGGUCGGCGCUCAUGGGCGGGAUCCUCCUGGCCCUCAUCGAGGGCGCCGGGCUCAUGCUCAACCGCGUCCUGGUAAACCCGCCGCUGCCCGCCGAGGAUCCCAACCUCACCGCGGCCAUGGGCCCCGGAGGGUUCCCGGGCCUCCCGCAGGCGCCGCCGGUUGUGGCGCCUCCUGAGGCCGCGAGCUCCAGCGGUGGGGGUGGCUGGUUCGGGGGGCUGUUCGGCAAGAAGGAGGAGGAGAAGAAGGCCAGCUCGGGCGGGGGCAAGUCGGAGAUCCUGGAGAGCUUCGACACGCCGAGCACCCCGAUACCAUCGUUCGAGUACAAGUGAGGAAAAAGAUGGCUACCAGCUGUUGGGAGUUGGCUUGUUCCAUGAGGUUUGUCCUAGUCUAUAAAAUCUGCAAAUUUUGCUACGAUCAUGAACAUUACACCAUUAGCUAUAGAAGCUAGAAAGAUAAGUAGUGUAUGUUUUGCUGAUUGAUUACUUUGUAAUUAUUUAUGUGAUCAUUUACUCUCAUGAGUCAUAUUGCAAAAUGAGGAGUUGUUGUCAGUUUAUGAGCAUAUCUGGUCAAGAAUGGCUGGCCUAGUUUCCAGAAGAAUGAAAGAAAAAGUUCAGUCAACUUGUGUGUAUGAAUUAUGUCUCAGCAAGUUAUAUAGGUCUAUUUGAAAUAAGACCAGGAUAACUGAACAAAGGAUGACCUGUAAAUUUUACAAUUCGUUGACCUAGACUUUUGAAAGAUCCAACAUUUUGUAAAUGCAAAUAUGUUUGUUUGGCUUGCACUGAACAUGUCUAAUUUCUUGUUUCAAUUUCA
Molecule: messenger RNA, 1322 nt
Organism: Panicum hallii
Lineage: Eukaryota; Viridiplantae; Streptophyta; Magnoliopsida; Poales; Poaceae
Product: mitochondrial import inner membrane translocase subunit TIM17-2-like
Exons: 2
Coding region: 173-841 (222 amino acids)
Biological process (GO): protein import into mitochondrial matrix
Cellular component (GO): mitochondrial inner membrane; TIM23 mitochondrial import inner membrane translocase complex
Molecular function (GO): transmembrane protein transporter activity
Source: RefSeq, a predicted model, not a curated record